Molecule: messenger RNA, 4921 nt
Organism: Styela clava
Lineage: Eukaryota; Metazoa; Chordata; Ascidiacea; Stolidobranchia; Styelidae
Biological process (GO): anatomical structure development; regulation of transcription by RNA polymerase II
Molecular function (GO): DNA-binding transcription factor activity, RNA polymerase II-specific; RNA polymerase II cis-regulatory region sequence-specific DNA binding
Source: RefSeq, a predicted model, not a curated record
UUCAAUAUAUUCAUAUUGGUACUGAAUUCAUUUUUUCCUCAUUGAGAUAAAUUCAGUACAUAUGCUUGCACCAUCACCACAUCUAAUGACAUCCGCGUUGUCGGUUUCGUCACUUGCGCCGUCGCAGUCAGUGACAGCGUUUUCUGGUUCUCCACCGUCAACAACAUCAGAAGAGUCGUCAUUAUCACCCCUGCGAUCUGUCAGACAUAGAAGUGGAGAUGGUUACAAUGAAAUUCGUUAUGUGGAAGAGAUGGGAAACAGCGCACAUUAUGCUGGAGUGGCAACGAAAGUAACUGAAUACGGCAGCCCAGGUGGUCAAACGCGCGUGACUUUAUCACAGGUAUCUAGAGAAGAUGCAACGACAGCAAUGCACAUCGACCCGGCAACGGCCUUAGCAGCAAAUUCAAUUUUGUCGUUAAUACAAACAAGUAAUUCACAGCAUCAACAACAACUUUUACAGCAUUUACAUCAACAACAACAAAGUUUUGCCAAUUUAGACGCAGUCAGCAGCGGUAUGCCUUAUAGCCAAGGAGUUAUGGCCCUGCCAGUUGCUUCAAGCGAUGCUUACCAAGUAUCACAGGCGCAAGUCUUUAUGCCAGAUUCUAUGGAAGUGGAUGACGCAGAUCCGCCAAAGCAGAAACAAUCUCGUCAUGGUGAGAUGGAUGUCAAGCGAUCAAUGGGAGUGACCAUAAUGGAACAAAAUUCGGUAAUUCCUCCCACAAUUGAUACAGAAAUCCGGCGCACACACUAUAAAUCACAAGUCGACUCAAAUUUAGCUCAGCAUUCAUCUCUAAUGAACGGCGUCUCGACAUCAGCGUCUACACGACUCCCACCCUUGAAAAGCCUGACAGAAGCGAUUCAUAGUAAUAGUACAAUAAACACGUAUGAUAAUAUACCUAAUGGAAAUCGCACUGCAAAUCUCAUGCAUGAAAAAUACAGAGUAAAAAAGCAAGAAUCAGAAGCAAUCAUCAAUCCUAUAAGCGAACUGGGGCCAAUACAUUUUGUUAACGGUGCUUUCACUGUUCCCAACAAUCACACUCCAACAGAAGUUCUCCAAAUGCCUAUGGACUCCAGCCCUCAGCGUAUGACAUCCCCAGUGUAUGUGCAAAUGCAUAACGGAUCCAUACAGGCAUUUCCAUCAACUGCAGCAACUCAGCUAGCCAUGAACAACAUCGCACUUCCACAGGGGUUUUAUCAUCCAACCCAGAUUAAAACACUGCCCGAUGAAAACAAUCAAAUGAUAUUGCAGAAUAGUGGACCUCAUCCAUACCAUGGCCAGGUAAUCUCAGAUGAAAAUCCCAUGGCAACUAUGGUGGGAGCGACAAAUAAUGGAAAGGCAGAUGGAAAUAGACGACACGGUCCAGGAAGGCAAUCAGGCCAUGGAAGUGGAGUCAAUCAACUAGGAGGAAUGUACGUAAAUGGACGUCCUUUACCUGAACCAAUACGACAACGUAUUGUUGAUCUUUCUCAUCAAGGUGUUCGUCCGUGUGAUAUAUCUCGACAGUUGCGAGUAUCCCAUGGAUGCGUAAGCAAGAUUUUGGCAAGGUUUUAUGAAACUGGUAGUAUAAGACCUGGUGUCAUUGGAGGCAGUAAGCCGAAGGUUGCCACUCCAACCGUGGUACAAAAAAUUACAGAAUAUAAACGUGAAAACCCAACUAUGUUUGCUUGGGAAAUUCGGGACCGAUUGCUGUCAGAAACUGUUUGCACACCAGAAUCAGUACCAAGUGUUUCAUCAAUAAACAGGAUCGUAAGAAGCAAGACGUCGGAUUUUAUGAAAGAUAAUCAACAUUUAACAGAUCAAGCUAACACUCCUUCACCAUUGCUACAUAUGAAAGCAGAACGUCGAAAAUCAACACCGACAAUGAUUUCUUCACACGCCAUUGAUAGCAUUGUUCAACAAAUGGUUUCAAGCAACACACAACAUCAAACCACUAAUGGAGGGUUGCCACAAUAUAUAGCAAUUGAUGGUGUACCAACAUCAGGUGCUACUCUGCAAGCAACUACUUCAUCAUCGAGUGUUCCAUCCGCAACCGAAGUAGUUUCCGCCGCUAGUUUAACGUUACCACCACCGCCUAUAGUUCCUUCAGUUCAGACACAAGAAGCGAAAGCCAGCUCGCAGACGUUACCACAAAUAUUUGCAAACUUGACUCCUGCACAACAAUAUGAAUUGUUAAAAAGUGUCAGUGGCGACAUCAUCACCCAACAGACUAUAGGAAAGGAUGGAACCAUAACAAUCCACACCCAGCCUGCAUCAUCACAACAGCAAACUGGUACAACUGAAGCACAGGUUCAGCAAAUUGUUGUGAAUCAACAGGGCCAAGUUGUCACCCAGUCUGAUACAAACCAAGGCAAUAUUAUUCUGACUACACAUCAGGGUCAACAAGUAAACAAACCAUCUGCUGUUAGUUCUAACGGACAAGCUGUCACAUCAACAGCACAGAAUUUAGCAAGUUUAUCCAACCAACAACAACAGCAGGUCGUGAUGCAAUUGAAAGAUUUAAAUAAAGUACUUGCUGCUGCUGGUGGAUCAACACUACCUACUGGAGGAAAUCAACCGGGUGCUAAUAUACAGGUUCCUGCCCAGCACGUGACACAAUUAACUCAACAACAACCUUCAUAUAAAGUGAGUGAGCUUGCUGCUGCAGCUGCUGGUAUUACUGGAUCCCCUGCAACCCAGAUACAAAUUGCAACUGAGGGUGGACAACAGAAUGUGAUCACCAUGUCACAACAACAAUUACAGCAGUUGGCUGCUCAAGGAAUGAUAAUACAAAGAGUACCAACAACAUUACAACAAAAUGAGAAUCUUGAACAUUCUAAGAAAGAUGACGUUGAUACAUCUUCAUCUUCUAUUGAUGAUAGUGAGAAGAAAGCAGCAGUUAACCAAAGUGUUCCAAUACCAUCAAGUGAAGUGACAAUUGUGGAACAGUCUGCUUCAACAGAGCAACAACAACAAGAUCAACAACAAAUAUUAAAGUUAUUACAAAAUGCAAUGCUCGUAAAACAAGAACCAGACUCUGAUGGCCAGGUCAUGAUAUCGGCCACUUCUCAACAAUCAACAGUGAAUCAAUUGUUAUUAGCUGCUCAGCAACAACUACAACAACAAGUGCAACAGCCAACAGUGACUGUAACACAGCAAGAUGCCGCUCAACUUUUAUCAGCAGCUGCUGCACUGGGGAGUGUGCAACCCCAACAAGCUGCGAAUGCUGCUCAACCAGUAUCAGUCGGGUUAACAAACAACAACUCUAAUAACAACAACAGUCAGCAACAACAAUUACUGAAUGCUAAUCCUAGUGUGCUGGCUCAACUUCAGCAGCAACUGGCUAGCAUUCAACAGCAACAACAACUUCUUCAGACUCAGCAGCAAGCAUCAACGACGCAACAACAACCUGGUAUCGUUCACAUACUGUCAGCUGCAGCUCAACUUCAACAGCAAACUGGCGGUAACGCGAAUACAACGAAUAAUAUUCAACAGCAGUUAGCAAUGGCACAAAUGCUGUCGGCAGCGCAAGGUUCACCGCAAGCGAAAAACGGAAAGGGUGCUGCGAUAUCGCAACGUUUGACAGAACUUCAACCUGUCAGUACAUUGCUCAGUCAAUUAAGGCCUGUCUCACUUCAAAGCACAAAUACAUCAAACUCGUAUAUAGUUUCCAAAGGAACAGCUCCAAUCACUGCACCUGUGACACUGCCGCAUCUUGUUCUUCCUGCUGCCACAGUAGCAGGUGCUACCUCACAUGUUCCAAACACAGGUGCCACCACUGCCAAUUCUUCACAACCAUUCACAACAAUAUAUAGUGAGGCUUGGAAACUUGCCACAAACGGACAAAGAGCAGACGCAACUUCUGUACAAGUAACGGUGAGUGAUAACGCAAGCAAAGUAUCUUCAAGUCCAGCUAAAAGUUAACUUACACAUCGGGAACAAUACAAGUGACCAAUUCCUGCAUCGAAUCUCUGUAUUCAUAUAUUCAAAAAGAGAGCAGUAAGAAAAAUGUAUUCACUGCGGACUAAAUGAAUAGCACGGAACAAGGUGAUUGUCAUCAGAGCCUGAAUUUGGUUUGACUCUCGAUUGUGGUAAUUUCCAGCUCCCAACUUAACAGUUAACAGGCCUAUACUGCUUCAGCUUCAAAUUUUGUCUACGACAUCCUGAACAUCUGCAUUCCGAUACCCGAUAAAAUUGGAAAUAACACACUCCGACGCUGGCAAUAAUGACGUUGGGCACUUAGGAAUUUGCAAAAAUAUAUGGAAGUGCUUUCUUUGCAUUGUUCCAUGUUCUUGCUUAUACUAUUUAUCUGUUCGUUGUUGGAUAUCAGGGCUCACAAUAAGCACAAUAUGAGCCAGCUACCUCUUCAUAUACCACUGCCUGAUUAUGUCUGGUUUAUCAAUGAUGAUACACUGAUGCGCUUAGUUUUUAAUUUGCAUUUAUUGCAACUGGCUCAACUUGAUGUUUGGUCAUUUUAAAUUUAGUCUUCGCCACUAAUGGUCCAAUGGUUAUCCAAUCCUACAUUUACACACUUGUAUAUAUAAUCUAUAUAUAUAAUCUAAUCACAAAUUGUUUGUACGGAGUUAGUUGAUAUUGUUUUAUUAAACUUUACGAGAGUACUCAGUGGCAGCAAACUCAGUUUUAAUUUUUCGUAGUGAAUAAAAUCCAAGCAUAUUGACCGAAUGGUAGUGCCUCUGUUCUAUUGCAGCGCUGUAUGAAGUUGUAUAGAUAUAUAAUUAUUUUUGUCAACAAUGUUUAGUUUGUUUUUAUUAUUAUAAACCAUGUUUCUUUUGUUUGCGUUUUGGCAAUAAGUGGCCAAAACCGGGUAUUAGAACUAUCUUUGUAAAUGAAUAUAUGUUGAAUGCUACUAUGGUAGACCCAUUUGUCUUCAUAUUGGCGCAAUGUUAUCAUUUUUUGCUUUUGUAAUAAAUGAAUUUACAAGAA